AAUAUUUUUUAAAAGAAAAAGCAUAGUAGUAUAUAUUUAUUUAUUUGUACGAGGAGAAUUAGAUAAAAUAACAAUGACUGAGAUACUGUAAAUGACUGUUGACAAGGACCUGUUUAGCGUCUAAGAGAGGAAUUUUAAACGUUUAUUUACUUAUUUAUUUAUUUAUUUAUCUGUAAAAACUUGGAUAUUUCCAUAAGGUAUAUAUUCAUAUAUUCAAUGUUCGUUCAAUCGUUUAGUUACCAAUAAUGUACACUCAGCAUUACGUCUGACAUCUGAUUUGAUUGAUAACUGUUUAAUGUCACGAUGAAACAUCAAAAUAACGAUGAUUUUUCUUAUUUACAGCUGACAAAGCAUUACUUUUUUUCUUUUUUUUAACUCUUGAUUAAUUUGUAUGUGAACUUAUUGCGUAUGAGUGUGUUUUGUUAGUUUUCUAUACAUGUAUGGCAUAAUGAAAAAGAUAAUAUAUAUUGUAUAAAAGAAAAAAAUGUACUGAUGACAAAUAUUUUCUUACCGCUGAAUCCGCAAAUUAUUUAAGCUUUAUAUACGUAAUGAAAAAUGUGUGAUUGUUAACUCAUAAUUGAUUCGUGUACAACUCAAGUGAGAUAUAAGAAAUUAAUAAAAUACAAAAUGACUGUUUACACGACUUUUGAAUCUUCAUUUUAUCUCUAACUAAUUAUUUUAAUCUUAAAAUACCUUUCAAAAAAGCAAACUCGUUGAUAUGAGAAUUUCAAAAAAAGCAGACUCGCGCGCCAAGCGAGCACACAUGCGCCGAGAAAUGACGUCUGCUUUACCGUUUACGUCAAAUCGAUGAACCUCGCAGCAGUCGGCAUGCUACACGCGGUUCUAGUACAGAGUCGACAGCAAGCACGUUGAUUUUUGAAAAUAAAUAUUCUCAGUGACUGGUUUAAAACAAAAAUAUUGUUCAGUGAAAGCACACGAUGGAAUUCUUCAUCGAUACAGUCGGUCAGACCGAGAACAAUGAUAAAGUGCAGGCAGUUGAUCCAGACGACGACUUUUAUCCAGGAGAUAUCGAUUUCAACCCUUCAGCUGUUAAGAAAGCUAUAUCUGAAAUAGGAAAGGAUAAUCUCACUGCUGUGUCUGAAAAGAAGAAGAAGAAUGAAAAGAAGGCCAUAGAUAUUGAUCAAUUUGAGGAGGCUAUGGGCUGGAAACAGAAAAAGAGAACUAAAAUAUUAGGUGACAUCGACGAACAAAUGGAAGUACAAAUUGUCAAACAGGCUUUGAAAAAUUCAAAUGUCAAACCUGGAUUCGAAGGAUUAAAAAAAGUACCAAAUUAUGACGUCAGUGAGAAAAAACAAAAAGAAAGAAGGAAAAGAAUAGCCGCCAAAACCAAGGGUGUUGGAUGGUUCAAUCUUCCUGCUACAGAACUGACAGAAGAAGUCAAGCAUGAUCUUGAGGUCAUUCAAAUGAGAUCUGCAUUGGAUCCCAAACAUUUCUACAAGAGAAAUGACUCCAAAGCGCUUCCCAAAUACUUCCACAUUGGUAAAGUUGUUGACUCGGCUGUUGACUUCUAUUCUGGUAGAUUGACAAAUAAGGAACGCAAGCGUACCAUUGUCGAUGAACUGAUGGCUAAUGCUGAAUUCGCCAAAUACAAUAAGAGGAAGUACCAAGAAAUCAUUGAGGAGAAGCGCAAAACACAUUACAAAGCCGCAAGGCACGCCAAGAGACAGAUGCGAAAGAAGAAUAAAUAAAUUACGUCAAUUGUUUUAGGAUAAGUGUAGAAUAAGGUCAGAGUAAGGUACUAAAUUUGUUAAUAAAUGCAAUUUUUUUAAUAACAUAAACCAAAAACCAGUGCUGU
This is a messenger RNA of Trichogramma pretiosum, 1816 nucleotides long. Its product is annotated as deoxynucleotidyltransferase terminal-interacting protein 2. Gene Ontology annotation, cellular component: nucleolus. Gene Ontology annotation, molecular function: RNA binding. Lineage: Eukaryota; Metazoa; Arthropoda; Insecta; Hymenoptera; Trichogrammatidae. Bases 939 to 1709 code for a protein of 256 amino acids. The record is from RefSeq and is a predicted model, not a curated record. The transcript has 2 exons. Gene Ontology annotation, biological process: RNA processing.